Molecule: messenger RNA, 3745 nt
Organism: Ictalurus punctatus (channel catfish)
Lineage: Eukaryota; Metazoa; Chordata; Actinopteri; Siluriformes; Ictaluridae
Gene: acss3
Product: acyl-CoA synthetase short chain family member 3
Exons: 16
Coding region: 122-2257 (711 amino acids)
Source: RefSeq, a predicted model, not a curated record
CCAGUUCAGAGUUCACGGUGAAGUUUUUCUCACACUGGCCUCUGGAUGUCUCCUGAGAUUCUGUUACACACCAGCCUUAUUCUCCAUUAAACCACUUUCUCCUGCUCAGCUCUGGGACUAAAUGGCCUUCAGCUGUAAAAACAGCCCACAUUUCCUCCUCAGCAUGCGGACCCUUCAGACCAGGAUCUUCAGCAAGUACGUGUGCGAUGUGCAGGAGAGGAGACUGGACAUGUUCCGCCGCUUCACUGCACCUGGACGAUGGGACACAUCACAGCUUGGAGUAAAACUACAGCACAGGUGGAUUAUACCGAGGAACUCUGUGAGGAACUCUGAUACACGCUCAUAUUCGAGCCGGAAUGUUUAUCAUGAAGCUUUUAGGAAAGCAGGAGAGAAACCGGAACUCUUCUGGAGUGAAGCUGCACAGAAGAUAACCUGGUUUCAGAGAUGGACUAAAACACUGGACUGUACGGAUAAAGUGUUUCCUAAAUGGUUUGUAGGAGGAGAGCUGAACAUGUGCUAUAACGCUGUGGAUCGUCAUGUUGAUGCCGGGAGAGGAGAUCAGACCGCCAUCGUCCACGACAGUCCUGUUACUAACUCCAAACAGACCGUCAGUUACAGAGAGCUGCUGGAUCAGGUUUCCAAGUUGGCAGGUGUUUUGGUAAAGCAUGGUGUGAAGAAAGGUGACAUGGUGGUGAUCUACAUGCCCAUGGUGCCCCAGGCCAUGUUCACCAUGUUAGCCUGCGCCCGAAUCGGAGCUCCUCACAGCCUCAUCUUUGGCGGCUUUGCCUCUAAAGAACUCUCCGUCCGUAUCGACCACGCUAAGCCCAAACUUUUGGUUACGGCGUCGUUCGGGGUCGAGCCUGGUCGAAGGGUGGCCUACGUUCCUCUGGUGGAGAAAGCUCUGGAGCUGAGCAGCCACAAACCUCACAAAGUCCUCAUCUACAGUCGCCCAGGCAUGGAGAAAGUGUACACACACCCUGAGCUGAGCCUGGACUGGGACCAGGAAAUGUCUUCGGCCCGUCCUCAUGACUGUGUGUCUGUUCCUGCUCAUCAUCCUCUCUACGUCCUGUACACUUCAGGAACCACCGGCACACCAAAGGGUGUAGUGAGGGAUACAGGAGGCUGUGCGGUGAUGUUGAACUGGACCAUGUCCAGCAUUUACGGCCUGAACCCUGGUGAGGUCUGGUGGGCUGCGUCAGAUUUGGGUUGGGUCGUCGGACACUCUUACAUCUGUUACGGUCCUCUUCUCCAUGGCAACACCACCGUGGUCUAUGAGGGAAAACCCGUGGGGACUCCGGAUCCUGGAGCAUUUUUCCGUGUCAUGUCUGAGCAUGGAACAGCGUCGGUGUUUACGGCUCCCACUGCCAUCAGAGCAAUCCGACAACAAGACCCACAUGCAGCGUACGGAAAACAGUACACACUCAACAGUCUCAGGUCGUUAUUUGUAGCAGGUGAGAGGUGUGAUAUCGAGACACUACAGUGGGCUAAAAAGAGUUUUGGAGUUCCUGUUUUAGACCACUGGUGGCAGACUGAGAGCGGCUCAGCCAUCACAGCGUCAUGUGCCGGUUUGGGAAAUUCUCUAUCUCCCCCUGCUGGAACUGCAGGCAAACCUGUACCGGGAUACAACGUGAUUGUGAUUGAUGAUGAAAUGCAGCAGGUGAAACCGGGGAUGAUGGGAAAUAUUGUGGUAAAGUUGCCUCUCCCUCCCGGUGCUGCUCUCUCUCUCUGGCAGAAUGAGGAGCUCUUUAAAAAAAUCUACUACACCAAAUUCCCUGGUUACUAUGACACCAUGGAUGCUGGAUAUGUUGACGAGGAGGGGUUUGUAUACAUUAUGUCACGCUCUGAUGAUGUCAUCAAUGUGGCAGGCCACAGGUUGUCCACUGGAGCACUGGAGGAGUGUAUAUUGAAGCAUCCUGGGGUAGUGGAUUGUGCUGUAGUGGGACUGGAGGACUCACUGAAAGGACACGUCCCUCUGGCACUGUGUGUCCUCCGACACGAUUUUGAGAAGAAUAAAGCCGUCGUGGAGAAGGAGCUGGUCAGUUUGGUGCGAGAGAACAUCGGUCCAGUCGCUGCUUUCCGGAAAGUUCUAUUCGUCAGAUCUCUGCCCAAAACCCGCUCAGGAAAAAUCCCUCGCUCCUCUCUGGCCAAUCUCAUCAACCACAAGCCGUACAAGAUCAGUCCCACCAUCGAGGAUCCUGGAGUGUUUAAGACCAUUGAGAAGGUUGUGAGGGAACAUCUAAAAGGGCCUGGAAGUUAAAAACACACACACACACACACACACACACACUUCAGCCUCUGUGAACUUUUGGGAGCCUGUAACCACUCGGUGUACGAUGGCAUUUAAAUGCGACGAGCAGAAAAAAAUCUGCAUGUCUUUUAGAGUGUGAAGAAGCUGAUUAAACUGUGAUUUGUCGACGCCUGAUGUCUAAACACACAAACAAAAUAACAAUGAAAUAUUAGCCGUAUCACUCUUUUAUAUAAUUUUGCUGUAUCAUCAUGUUUUUCAUCAUUAUGAACUUUAACACUUCACAAAAAUACUCUGUUAGCUCCCUCUGCCAAGAUAACAGCUCGGAGUCUUCUCCUACAACGCUGAUGAGGUUGGAGAAUACAUGGUGAGGGAUCUGAGAGCGUUCCUCCAGACAGAACCUCUCCAGAUCCUUCACGUUUCAGGUCCACGCUGGUGGACUCUCCUCUUCAGUUCACCCCACAGGUGUUCUAUGGGGUUCAGGUCAGGACGCUGGGAUGGUCAUGGCAGGACCUUGAUUUUAAAAGCUCUAUUUUAGUUUCAUCUGACCAUAGAACCCCGAUCCCAUUUGAAGGUCCAGUAGUGUCACGAUUGAACAAUUUCCUGUUCCUCGUCACCCAGGUGUACUAAAAAAAAAAAAAAGUAAAAUAUCGAUGGGAGUGUACUUCAAAUAUAUAUUUUUCCUCAUACGAACUCAUAGGGGUGCCAAUAAUUGUUCUAUAUUUGAUAAACCUGUGUGCUGUUUGCAAUUGUUUGAUAUCUAUGAGAGCAGAGUAUUUUUGUGUAUUUUUGUGUAUUUCUUUUUUUAACAAAACCUCAAACACUUAAACAAUAAAGACAAUUUCUCACAGCUUUCUUUGCUCAUAUUUCCCAAGGGUGCCAAUAUUAGCGGAGGCCGCUGUCAUGCUUCACUAACCUAACUGCGGUAAUAUUACUUUACUAGCUAAACUUUAGUAAUGUCGCCUGAUAACGCGUUUAACGCCUGUUCUGUUAAACUCCUGUGAGGUUAACUUUAACAACAUUACUUCAUUUACCAUCUUGCGUUUAGUAACGUUCGCAAAAUCACUCCAGUACUGUAGCUCCAGUAACGUUCACUGAAGUCAAGCUAGUAAAGUCAGAUUAUUAUUGUCAAUUGUUUUCAUGCUUAGCUCAAAUUUAUAACGAUACUUACUUUACUAACCUGAGUAACUAAAACCUCUGGGUGACGGGGCUUCUGUCUCUGCUCCUUCACUGUGGAACGCUCUUCCUCCUGAACUCAGGGAAGCCCGGACUGUUGGCAUUUUUAAAGCUCUUCUCAAGACACACUUUUUUAAACUUGCCUUCGACUGCUGAUGUCUUUUUAGAUUGUUUUACAAUUAUUUUUUUAUUAUUAAUGUUGUUGUUUUUGUUCUUAUGAACUUUUAUUUGUUUUAUUUUUCUGUGGACUGUGAUUUUAUGUACAGCGCUUUCAGAAGCUGCUUUAAAGGCGCUUCAUAAAAUAAAGUUUAUUAUUAUUAUUAA